Molecule: messenger RNA, 860 nt
Organism: Saitoella complicata NRRL Y-17804
Lineage: Eukaryota; Fungi; Ascomycota; Saitoellomycetes; Saitoellales; Saitoellaceae
Product: carbonate dehydratase
Exons: 2
Coding region: 196-798 (200 amino acids)
Biological process (GO): cellular response to oxidative stress; cellular response to carbon dioxide; carbon utilization
Cellular component (GO): cytoplasm
Molecular function (GO): carbonate dehydratase activity; zinc ion binding
Source: RefSeq, a predicted model, not a curated record
GCGGCCGUCUCAGAUCACCGUCAAUCCUCUUCUAGAUCCAACUCUAUCUCGUUCUCUGCACAUACCAGGAAACCACAAACCUAUAAUAACCCGUUGUUGCCCCAACACCAAUACUACCUCCGACAACAGACCCGCUCCAUCAACACAUCUUUCCUCCGAGCCCUCGGUAUCACUCCACCGCAAAAGCAAACUACAAUGCCUGCCGCUCCUUGCCCUUCCACUCCCACCGAGAUCCUCGCCCGCAACUCCAUCUGGGCUGCCAACAUCGCCGAGUCCAACCCUGACCUCUUGGCUCGUAAUGCUGCCGGUCAGUCUCCCACUGUCUUGUGGAUCGGAUGCUCCGACUCUCGUGUCCCUGAGACCACCAUUCUCGACCUCCUUCCCGGAGAGGUCUUCACUCACCGUAACAUUGCCAACGUCGUCCCCGUCGGUGACCUCUCCGUCGAGUCCGUCGUUCAGUACGCUGUUGCUGUCUUGAAGGUCAAACACGUGGUUGUCUGUGGUCACUACGGAUGCGGUGGUGUCCAGGCCGCUUUGGGCGAUGCCAAGUUGGGUCGCAUUGAUGCUUGGUUGGCCAACAUCCGCGCCGUCCGUGACGCCAACAAGGAGACCCUCGACAAGAUCACCGACGAGAAGGAGAAGUGGACUAAGCUCGUCGACCUUAACGUCCUCGCACAGGUCGAGAACGUCCACAAGUUGGAGUGGGUUCAGGAUGCUAUCAAGGAGGGUCGCUUGGAUGUCCACGCUUGGGUCUACGACUUGGCGUCCGGUCGUUUGUCUGAGGUCAAGAAGGAUUAAAUGCUAAAAGAUUGAAGAGUUUGUCUGCUUAUUUGCUAUGGGAUUCCGAGCCGGCGUUUUUG